This is a messenger RNA of Pantherophis guttatus, 1911 nucleotides long. RefSeq lists its product as uncharacterized. Gene Ontology annotation, molecular function: DNA binding. The record is from RefSeq and is a predicted model, not a curated record. Lineage: Eukaryota; Metazoa; Chordata; Lepidosauria; Squamata; Colubridae. Gene Ontology annotation, biological process: DNA recombination; DNA integration.
GAUUGCUGCUCGGUUCGGAGUCGCCCGGUCUGAAAAUGAACCGCUUUAGCCCCUUCGUUUCCAGGCCCGAAGACCUCAAUUGCUGCUUCUGGGACAUAUUGCUGCUCCUCGCCGGGGAGCCGGCCUUCGGAUUCCUGCGGGAAGCGCUCUCCGCUCCUCCCGACGCGCCGGACGAGGCUUCGUCCGCCGACUCGCUUGACCGAGCCUUUACUUCCUUCGCGGAGACGUCGGAAGGCGGCUUAGAAGAAGCUGAGGAUUUACCUCACGCUGAGGAAACGAGAGGUCUCCCCGACGCCGGGGAAUGGAGUACUGGAGAUCAAGCCCCCGAUGGCUUUGCACCCCAUCCUGUAGGCCAGUGGUCUAUACAGGCCUUGCGCCUCCUCGAGCGGUCAGGGCACCCCACGAUUUGGAAAGCGUACAACUGGGGCUUGAUGCUGUUCAUUGCCUAUCGAGCAACCGUCCGGUUCCCCUCGGCUUGGCCCAUCCCAGGACACCAGUUCAGAGGCUUCCUGCUGUCUCUGGAUUCGGAGGGUGUCGCCGCAGCCCAAAUACUGACCUACCUGUCUGGCCUUUCCUACCUAUCCCAGACUUUCAAUUUCCAGGAUCCGCUUCAGGACUUGUUCACCUCCCACAUGAUCGUCUGCAUGCAGUGGCAGCGAGAACCUCCGAUCCCGCUGAGCAUGGAUACCCUGGAAUCGUUGCUGGGAGCCCUCGAAAGAGUCUGCAUCUGUUUCUACGAAUGCCUUAUGUUUCGAGCGGUGUUUUUACUGUCUUUCCACGCAGCUCUGCGGCCUAAAGAAAUAGUGGCUAAGACCUGCACAACUUUCCACCCGGAACUGCUUUGCUUGGACGAUAUCGAAAUGGAGGAAGACCGCGUCGGCCUUAAUAUAGCGGCUCCUGAGAUGGGCGCAGGGCGCAUCACGUACUGGUUAAGAUCCACCGAGCAACCGUCGCUUUGUCCCGUUCUGGCACUCAAAAAUUAUUUGGCGGUGAGACCUCGCGGCGAAGGGCCUCUCUUCUUAUAUAGCGACUGGCAUCUACUGUGCAAACGGCGAUUCUUGGAAGUGUUCCACGGUGCUCUAAGAAGACUCGAUCUCCCCGCCCAGCGGUACCGCAUACACUCUUUUUGGCUGGGCUCCCUCACGACUGCAGUGCGCUGUCGCUUCCCAGAGAGGGUGAUUCUUCAUUUGGCCCGGUGGCCAUGCAGGACAAUUCCUGGACGACCCAGGAGUUAAUGGCCAACUUCAAAAAGCCUUUUUAAAAAAAGCCAAAAUUAUAUUGAUGCUUUGGCUUUCCUACAAAGUCAGUCUUACUACGGACUGUGCUUAAUUCUUUGAUUAAUAAUUGCAACAUUCCAAGGGGGGGGGGAGGGAAUGGUAUCUUGGAAUCAAUUGUUUCAUAAAUGGAUGUUUUCUAGGGAGACUGUUUUUUUUGCAACAGUCAUAACUAUUUCAUAUUGAAACAAUAGAGCUGAGCUUUGGGUCUGAAAUUUUGGACGCUGUGCUGAAAUUCACCCCUUUGCUGUGGCUGCCGCAUAACUUUUUUAAAAAAUUUCCUAGGGAAAAGCCAUGUAACCAUGAAGACUAGCUAAGGAAUAGGGGGGGGUGGGAUGUAUGCAUUUACUGAGCUCAGAUGCAGUAUUUUCAUAAUGCUCUUACAUUGCCCAAGAAAGCACUACUGUAUUCCUCUCAGCAGAAGGAAUAAUGUCCUUUUGGUUCCUUAACUUGAGAAGGGAAACGACUAGCUUAUUGUAUUUUAUAUGAUGUAUUAACUAUAGAUAGAACCCAAACGUAUUUAGGAUAUUGUCCUUGCAGAAUCUGCAUUUUAAUGUUGCCCAAUGAAUGUGUGAACUAUUUUCUUCUUUGCUACAAAUGGAUUUUGUAACGUUGAAUAAAGUAUAUAAAACUUCAA